UCAUCAUCAUCCUCCUCCUCCUCAUCAUCAUCACCAUCUUCCUCCUCCUCAUCAUCCUCAUCAUCGUCCUCUGAACCCGGCACGGCAUCAUCAUCGUCAUCCUCAUCAUCAUCAUCCCCAUCAUCAUUCUCUGAGCCCGCCCAGCAUGGGGCCAGACCCACCUUCCUCAUCAUCAUCAUCCUCCUCCUCAUCCUCAUCAUCAUCGUCAUCGUCCUCCGAGUCCUCCUGCUG
This is a messenger RNA of Tinamus guttatus (white-throated tinamou), 231 nucleotides long. The record is from RefSeq and is a predicted model, not a curated record. Lineage: Eukaryota; Metazoa; Chordata; Aves; Tinamiformes; Tinamidae.